CACAGAGCAUCGACGAUAGUCUACCUCGGCGAGGAGCGGCGGUAGUGCGAGGCUGGGGUGCCGGGUGGCAUCUUUUGCGUGGCAUGUCCGCUACAUAUCCCCCCUUCGGCGGCUGGAUCCGGCUCGAUGGCAGAUGUAGGCGACGUCUCGUUGAAAGAUGGCACAGUGUCCCGGGUAUUGGAAGCAAUGAGUGACAACACUACUAGUUCUACUACAGCCAAUGACCUAGACCUCAUCUAUCUAAAAUGCAUUAUGGCGAGCCCACUGGAGCCAGUGGAAGGCCUGAAGGAGCUGCAUUUGUCCCCAGUUAGGGAAAACAAUGUGGAGCUUCUGCAGGAAAUUCUCAGAGAUCUUGAUCCAUUCACACACCGAUCCAAAUCAGCUGCUGAGCUCUUUCACUUACUUACACAGCCUCAUUUUCAGUCUUUACUAGAGACUCAUGACUCAGUUGCAUCCCAGGGGGAUGGAAGCCCCCUCUCCUGCCCAUGCAAAUUUACGACUCAUGAUCAAGAUAGACAGAUGAACAACUUUCGGCCUCCACCUGAUGCAAUCCGCAUGGUGGGCAUACGCAAAGUGGCUGGCGAACAUCUGGGUGUGACAUUCAAGGUAGAGGAUGGUGAGCUGGUGAUAGCACGGAUUCUCCAUGGAGGGCUGAUAGACCAGCAAGGAUUGCUGCAUAUCGGUGAUAUCAUCAAAGAGGUCAAUGGCCGUGAUAUGGGACGAGACCCAAGGGUGCUGCAGAAGGAGCUGCAAGAAGCCAGUGGAAGUGUGGUUCUUAAGAUACUACCCAGCUACCAUGAAACAAUAACUCCAAGACAGAUGUUCUUUAAGUGUCACUAUGACUAUAACCCAGUCAGUGACAAUCUGAUCCCCUGCAAGGAGGCUGGCUUAAGGUUUAAGGCAGGAGACAUCCUUCAGAUUGUUAACCAGGACGAUGUCAACUGGUGGCAGGCAUGUCAUGUGGAGGGUGGAACUGCAGGACUGAUUCCCAGUCAAAUGCUGGAAGAGAAGAGAAAAGCAUUUGUCAAGAGGGAUAUGGAACUGGUUCCUCCAGGAAAUUUGUGCACAGGUGUUGGUGUGAAGAGAAAGAAAAAAAUGAUGUAUGUUACGACAAAAAAUGCAGACUUUGAUAGACAUGAGAUAUUGCUCUACGAAGAGGUGGCCAAGGUCCCUCCUUUCAAGCGGAAAACUUUGAUUUUGGUUGGUGCCCAAGGUGUAGGAAGGCGCAGAUUGAAGAACAUGCUUCUGUUGAAGGAUCCCCAUCUCUUUGGAACCACAAUUCCUUAUACCUCCAGAAAGCCCAAAAAGGGAGAAUGCGACAGCCGGAUAUAUGCCUUUACAAGCCGCAGCAAAAUGGAGGCUGACAUCAAGAAGGGCCUCUAUCUUGAAUAUGGAGAGUAUGAUGGCAAUUUGUAUGGAAUCAAGACUGACUCAAUACAUGAGGUUGUGGAAGCAGGACGAAUUUGCAUUCUGGAUGCCCACCCUCAGUCUCUCAAAGUGCUGAGAACAUCUGAGUUUUUGCCAUAUGUGGUGUUCCUUCAAUCUCCAGACUUCGAGGCUCUCAAGACAAUGAAUAACUCUACUGCAGAGGCAGGGGUUUCUACAAAGGCACUUUCAGUUCCAACACCAAGUCUCCUUCUCUCCUUUCCUGCCAGAAGAUACACCAAGUACUCUCCUGCCUGCCUCUCUGAUCACCUUGGCUGCAGUGGUCCAGUCUUCUGGAAGCUCCUCCCGUCCACCGAGAGCCUGUCUCACCUCUUCCCGAAAAGCUGCACAACACUUGUCCUGUCUCAGCUUCCACCACAUGGUUCUCUUCUCUGCCUUGUAAUUAGAACGCCGGCAGCUAAUAGACCUUUGAUGGUGGACCUAAUACCUUCUAUUUGUAUUUGUUUUUACAAGGAUUCAUGUUCUGCUGUGAGGGGUAAAAUAGGUAUACCAUUACUUUGUAUUAGCACUUUUCGGCCCCUUGCUUCACCUGCCGUUUGUAUAGAUAUUUUAAUGAACCGUUUAUCAGAAGAUAUGUGAAUUUCUGGAUUUUCUGUUUGUAGCCAAUAGGGGACCUGCAAUGCAGCAGCCAGCGUGGCACCGAGUUCAUAAGUAAAGCGCCCUUUAGUUACAAACAGAGCCAUAUGUGGUCCAGAGCAUGGAACCAGGAGCCACUGUUUUUGUUCUGGAGUGAUUACGACAUAGGCAACUGCUCCCUCAAUGCCAAUAUAUAUGUUGACAAUGCUUAAGUAGCAAAGUUUGUUGUUCAUCAGGUCCAACCAGCACACUUCAUAAUCUUCAUGACAUUGCAAGGCAUCAUAGAGGAGAGUGCAGUGUCCUCCUAAUUUAGA
This is a messenger RNA of Phycodurus eques (leafy seadragon), 2336 nucleotides long. Its product is annotated as MAGUK p55 subfamily member 2-like. The transcript has 14 exons. The record is from RefSeq and is a predicted model, not a curated record. Lineage: Eukaryota; Metazoa; Chordata; Actinopteri; Syngnathiformes; Syngnathidae. Gene Ontology annotation, cellular component: plasma membrane; cell-cell junction. Gene Ontology annotation, molecular function: protein binding. Bases 127 to 2025 code for a protein of 632 amino acids.